CCACCUAGAUUCUUCAAUAAUGUGAGUGGGGAACAGUUUGUCAAAGAGAGAUCAAACUUGAACCUGUACUGUGGAGCAUCUGGUGAACCAGCACCUAACAUCACUUGGAUCAGAGUGUUUAAGAAUGGUAGUGAGAGUGAAGUGCUUCACACAGGGACUACAUGGAAUAUUGUAAGCAUCAACCAAACUGAUGCUGGAAAUUACAGCUGUAUAGCUAAUAAUGGAGUGGGCAGUCCUGUAAACCAUACUAUCACAGUGAAUGUUUUAUGUAAGUAUGGACUUACAUGUACAUUAUACCUGACAUAUAAAAACAUUUUUUUUAUUAAAACAAUUUAAUUCAGGGUUGGGCGUAUAAACCAUUAGUAUGUCCUUGAAUGCAGGGCCUGUCUACCCUCUCCCCUUUAAACAAAUACACUGGUCCAUGGGUGGCACAGCCCAAAACGAACUUCACAAUUCAAACAAAAAUGUCACAGUUCACGGAUUGACAAAAGAGAAUUGGAAUGAGUCAACUACAGUAUAUCUAAUACUGUAUAGUCCCAAAAUGAAAUAAAUACAAUUUAUUCGUACCUUAUCAUUGUCUAUUUAUUUGUCCUGAUUAAUUUUCUGCUGAAGUUUCCAGCUGCACUCUUAUGAGCUGGUGCUAUAGUCUUAGUUCAUAAUUAAUGGACGAAAUGUAGACAAAUCCUGAAAAUCAACACGUUAUAAGACAAAGCGCAUAUACCAUUAGCUGAAGGUUACCUUGUUGGUCCUGGCAGGUUUUACAUUUUGUAGCAUUUUGUCGAGUUUUGCACGCGGAAGUUCAUGUAGAGUUUUAGUGUAGUAUUCGAAUGCAAAACUUGGCAAAUUGCCUUUAUUAAGCUAACUAGAAGUGACAAAGAGACCUUUCAGCUUAAAGGUACCAUGUAUGUGUCCAUUCUUUUGUACUAUUUUGACCUUUUAAGGCUCUGUUUAUUUAUUGGAUGAGGUUUUUGUCAUAUCUAGAAUAAUCAAGGUCGAGGUAAGUGUUUUCAGCUGAGCUGAAGGCCGAGGCUGAUAAUAUUUACUGAGACCUUGAUUAUGUAGGAUAUCACAAAAAUCGAAUCUAAUAGUUGUUUUAUUAUACAUUGUUUUAAAGAAAAUAAUGACAAACACACCGUCGCAAGAAACCUGAAUUGAUAUUGUCAUUGGAAAUCAUGCAUUGCACGCGCAACCUACAGAUAAGUCAGUUAUCUGCUAGCAGAUAACUAAGUUGUGGUGAUUUCCAAAAUUAGCUGUAGGCUUUUAGCCAAUGAGAAGACAGAUAGUGAGUACAAUGUAUAAUAAUACAAAAAUUAAUAAUUCUAGAUGCAGCGGCUUGUAAAAGUGUUUAGUUUUCUGAGAAACAGAGGGAAUGUCAGUAAAAAAAUUGACCACGGCAAAUUACAUGUAAAUGAACAGUGAUACAACGUAGUGUAUAUUGCUGAAAGAAAAUAAUUAUCUAUAUUUUCCUUAGAGUGUGUAAAAGUAAGGUUUAUGGUGUAUCUGACCUUGAUUACUUCUUUAGUUGUCUCAUUAUUUCACUUUUCACUUACUGUAUCAGGGAUUGGGGUGUUGUGUUUUAUACCAAAUACCUUAGUUAAAUUGAUAGGCCAUUGAGAAGGGGCUUUCGAUUUGGGUUUAUUCAACAUGAAAUAUCGAUCCAACAGGUUACUAAAGACACCGAUUCGAGGCUCUGAAAAAGUACUAUGGGUACUCCCUCGCAUCCCCUGCAGGAUCUUCUCCCCCCUACUUAAUGUACGCAGUAGGUCGCAUCCUUACGAGGUCCCAUGUGUUAAUACUGAGAGGUUGAAGAAAUGCUUUGUAAUACAUGUCCUUAUAGAAUUAGUUUUGUUGAAGAUCAAAGCAUUUUCCCCUUGGUUCGUACAAACGCUCUCAAACGUUGUCCGCGGCUUAUAUACCUGCCAAGUGUCACGCUUGCUGGCAUCGAAAACUUCGAUCUAACACCUACUCACGCCUGGUAAAAAUGUUGGAGCUAUUACAACAUGAACUGUCUCGUUUUGAAAAAUGUAUUAACUAUUCAAAGAAACUGGAACCAAUUUGAGGAAAGAAAAGUCCAUGUCACUCAUCAUGUGAAUGAUCGACUUUCUCCGAAUUAUCUUAUUUUAGUAGGGAAACUCACUGGAGACGACGUGUUAGACGGAACUCUUUGGAGUAUCUUCGGAACGUCUUUGGAAGUCUUCAGAACGUCUUCGGAGAUCUUCAGAUAUUAUCGGAACCCUACGAAAACUCCUGGCACUCUCAGGAUAAAAAUGUCACGCCUAUGAAUUAAAAAAAGUUGGCGGGUAUUGGCUUGCUAAAGCCGUGAACGAUUGCUGAGCAUUCUCUGUUUUCAAUUAUACCCCAGACCUUUAUUGCCCAGAGACGCGCGCUGCAGUGGUGGGAAAAUUUCGUCCAUCGCAGGAACAUCUCGAUCAAACCACUCGACUGAUUGCUGACAAACGUUUCGUCCAGGUUUUCGCCGCACAAGUAUCGCAACAUCCCAAUACCUGACUGACCUGUUAAUUUGAAACGCAAAAGACGUUUCGCAUUUUUGCUCGCUCGAUCCAUUGUUGCAAAUUGCGUGAGGUAUCAAAACAAACUACGUCAUCAUUCGACAUGUCUUGCCGCGAACUAAGUCGUGAACUAUUUAUACGAGAGUUCGUGUCUCUUGUAAGCCGUACUCGUAUAAAUCAGGUUCCUUUCGCGUCUUAUGUUGCCCGCAGCCAGAGAAAGCCGCGGAUUAUUUUCUCUCCUAUAAACGGCCCAAUUAAGUGGUGCCAGCGAAAUGAAAACUGGGUAUAAACUCCAACUUAAAUGAAGAACGUAAAAACACCAAAAUAAUUGUUUUUACUAGUAUCAAUAAAAGGUGAAUGAUGUUCUAUGAUAGGUAAGGUAUUAAAAUUAUUAAAACCCACUUGUGAAUAGCUGCGAAUACCCCCCCCCCCCCCCAGAAUACCCCCCCCCCCCCCUUUUUUUGCAAUUUUUACAAUCGAAUUAGGUUUACUUCAAGCGUGGACUUUGAAUUUUUGUUGUAAGCAUCACGGCAAUUGAGUUUUAAAAGCCGUCUCUUGCCUUCUUCACAGAAAGAUUUCCGCAGGUUUGUGUUUUGAAUCUGAAUGAUCAAGGUUAGAUCUUUCCUGGAAAAGGUAUUUUAUGCCUAGUUUGUUUGCUACUUUUGAGAUUUUUACAUUUUAUUUUAGCCUGUUUUCGCGUUUCAUUAACCGGCGGCUUGGUAGGAUGUCUUCGAGUGCUCCUAGUUGAUUUAUUCUUUAUCGAACAAUUAUGAUAUGUGGAUGUUCAGUAGUUCAAAGGUACCUGAAUGCGGUGGUGUUAUUCCUUUUCAGCCGGUACUGUAUGAAAAGUCGCUAUUUUCGACCUAUGAAUCGGUCCAAAUUCUGCCCUAGGAUGGAAAAAGUCGUUUUGGCUUGUAGCAAAAAAGAAAAGUAAGAAAUCGAACAAACUAGCCCGGCUUUAUUACACGUAUACCAAAUACUUUUUGUCCGCAGAAUAUAAAGACAAACUUUUUCCGACCCGAAAGUCAUCAGACCGGUCUUAGAGACACUGUCACUUAAUAACACAUGUAAGAAAUGUGGUAUUACCGUCAGUCAAUGGGACAGUAAAAUAAUUAUCGUAUAAGACUAGUCUUCUACUGCGGUCAAACGAGAGAAAUCUGUAAAAGCUAAGCAAAGCACUUCGAAGCUCAAGUUAUCACUUACUUUGUUCAAAGUUUAAUAUUAUUGCUAAUUUGCCAAACUUUUUGAAUGUUUACUUAAAACGUUCCAAGUGUUUGAAAACUGAAAUUUACGUUACUUAUUGUGACUUAGUUAUUUGUCGACCGAGAUUUACAAAUGUACUUGAGCUUGAAGAAUUUUCGAUGAAAAUAAUAAGCUCAUUAAAUUAUUGGAGAAAGUGCAGGUAGUUAAAUUAACGUAUUCUUUUGGAGAUUCUUACUCAUGUCUCAUGAAUGAAAUCGCACUUAAAAUAAAGCAAAACAGGCGCUUCGGACGUUUCACCGUGAUGGAGACUAGUCUUACUAAAAAAACUGCGCGUGCACCGUAUCAUAUCACGCGUGUCGGUAUAAAGUCUCUCGGGGAAGGUGGGAUACACGUAGAAAAUAUUCAAGGUGAAGAUGAACAGGUAUUGAUGUUUAUGUGGUUAUUAUUUUAGUUCCUUCCAAGAUUGUUAAUUUUGUACAAGAGUACAGAGUUGCUAUGCAACAAAGUUUUGCUCUUCACUGUCAAGCUGAAGGGUUUCCUGAACCAACAUUUACAUGGAGUCCAUGCUAUAACGACUGCAAUACUGGCACCUUGACUAUUCCUGAGGUCUUAAAUGACACUGUUUAUACUUGCACAGCGACAAAUAGUGAAGGCAGUGAUUCA
This is a messenger RNA of Porites evermanni, 4376 nucleotides long. The record is from the annotation of a GenBank genome assembly. Lineage: Eukaryota; Metazoa; Cnidaria; Anthozoa; Scleractinia; Poritidae.